AUGCAGCGCUCAUACGAAUACUCGUUGCUCGAUUUUACCGAACGAUUGGCAAAAGCUGAAGCGCGAUUCGGCGACGAUUUGCACUCGAUCAUUGAGACAUUCACCAAUUCCAGACUUGAUCUACCAUUGAAGCGACUCGACGAUUUGUCAAAAUUGCACACGGGCGCCGCUCGAAAUUUGCGCAAAAUGAUGGACGCGAAAAAAAGCGAGGCGCUCAAUUUGUGGAAAUUGUGCAACAUCUAUUCGGUGGCGGCCGUUGAGCUCGACAAGUCGAUGCGCGCGAUUCGCGCGUCGUUGCGAGCGCAGCAGCUGAGCGACGUCGGCGCGACGACGACGACGACGACGACGCGAUCGCAAGGAGCCCGACAGAAAAUGAAGAGCCUCAUCGACGAGAUUCGUCACGGCGAGCCGAAGUGGAGGAAUCCGUUUCAGAGUAGGAAGGCGUCGUCGUCGCGAAAGAACACCGGCGGCAGCUCGACGGACGAGUCGAGUCCGCCGCCGGCGAUUCCGCAUCGUCAUCAAUUCGCGCCGACCGUCUACACCGAUCUUCAGAAGGCGACGGCGGUGGCGAACGGCAUCGCCGACUCGCUUCGACAUCAAGACGAUCGAACGGUAAUUCGAAUCAAGAGCGACACGACGCGGCGGCCGCCGAUCGCCCAAAAGCCGCGUCUGAAGCGCGACGACGACGACGACGUCGUGCCGCCGACGAUGAUCACCGUCGAUUGCGCGACGCCGCCGACGCCGUCGCCGCGAGCCGUCUAUUAUGGCGGCGAGUCCGACGCGCCGCCCUCUCAACGAUUAUCGUCGUCCGCCUAUUCAUCCAACUACUCGACGACAUCCUCAUCCAACGCCAACGUCACCAUGUUCAACGUCGAUUCAAGACCGCCAAGUUCGCUCGAGCACGCGCGUCUCGUUCACAUCGGCUCCGACGAGAAUCUCAAUCGACUCCAUUAA
Molecule: messenger RNA, 954 nt
Organism: Caenorhabditis bovis
Lineage: Eukaryota; Metazoa; Nematoda; Chromadorea; Rhabditida; Rhabditidae
Source: the annotation of a GenBank genome assembly